Molecule: messenger RNA, 1378 nt
Organism: Symsagittifera roscoffensis
Lineage: Eukaryota; Metazoa; Xenacoelomorpha; Acoela; Convolutidae
Product: torsin-like protein
Exons: 5
Coding region: 78-1049 (323 amino acids)
Biological process (GO): cellular response to misfolded protein
Molecular function (GO): ATP hydrolysis activity; ATP binding
Source: RefSeq, a predicted model, not a curated record
CUUAUUAAAUAGAUGAUUAUUGGAUGGUCGGUUUGAGUUUAUUUGAAAUGAGCUUACUGUAGACUAGAUAACCAAAGAUGCUGAUUUCUCUCGCUGCCAUUCCUGUUGUGGGUUUCCUGGGAACGAUGCUGAUAGACAAGCCCUACUGCUACAUAAACGAGUGCUGCAGAGAUCCAUGGGUAUCCUCAAAUAGCACUCAGCUGCGCUUGAACUUAGAGCGACAUCUGUGUGGACAAGUGCCAGCAAAAAAUAUGAUUAUCAGUGCUUUGAAGCACCACUGGCAGGACAGCCAGCCGAAAAAACCACUUGUCAUGUCUUUUCAUGGAUCGCCAGGUAUUGGGAAGACGCACGCACUGAAAAUUAUUAGAGACACAAUGUUCAAAGAAGGAGAGAAGACUUGGUUUUUUGACUACAUAAACGUACCUGAUGAAUUCCCUUACCAGGAUGACGAGAAAGACCUCCGGGAUUAUAGAGAAAAACUUUUGGGCAGAAUCAAGAGGGCUGUGGAAAAAUGUGAUCGUGCGCUGAUUAUUUUGGAACAGGCGCACCUGAUGAACGUGAAGCUCCUGGAAAGUGUGAGACCGUUUUUUGAUAGUAACGAACAAGUAUAUGGAGUUGAUUGUCGAAAGGCCACUUUUAUUCUUGUUACUAACACCGGAUUCGACGGUCUGGUUGAUAUGGCUUAUCAAUAUGACCAAAAGGGUCUGAGUGCCCAUGACAUACUACCCACUCUGGAAGUUGAGAUGGAGGUUCUGAAGGCGAUCGCAUUCGCGGACAAACAGGGCUUAUUUUACAAGAGCCGUAUUUUUGCCCAUCACCUGAUAGACUUUUUCGUGCCCUUCUUCCCGCUCGACAAAAAUCACGUGAAGUGCUGUAUCCGGAAUGAAGUUAAAAGACUAUUUGGUUUUUACCUAAAGGCAUCUAUCGUAGAAAGCAUAUUGGACACCAUAAAGUUCGUUCCUGAUUACGACCCAAAGUUUGCAGAUGUAGGAUGCAAAAGUGUUCACAGAGCCAUAGCAAUGUACUUUUCGCACAGCGACGACUUGUGAAAUGCGAUCUUUUAACUUCAAUCAAUAGGUCAACGAGGUGCUAAGCUUUUCUUUUUCCUUAGCAAAACUAGCUCGGCGUCGAUUUCUAUUUUUAUGCAACUUUUUGUCAAAAUUCGUGAUAUUAUAUCGAUAUUUAAACUUCGACGGCCAUUCUUGAUCUUAAGAAUAGUUUUCGGUUGUUGUUACGCUAAUUUAUAACAAAGAAAGCGUGUGCAACAAUUGGCUGAUAAUCGUAGUUUUUUUUACAUACGCAUCUGGGUUUUCGUUUCAUUUUGAUAUACAAUUGUUUCAGUUUCAUAUUUUGGGCAGGCUGGGAAACUAUUUAACAU